Molecule: messenger RNA, 1341 nt
Organism: Emericellopsis cladophorae
Lineage: Eukaryota; Fungi; Ascomycota; Sordariomycetes; Hypocreales; Bionectriaceae
Exons: 1
Coding region: 1-1341 (446 amino acids)
Source: RefSeq, a predicted model, not a curated record
AUGUCGCGUUGUCAGUCGGUCGCCAGACCUUUGGCCAGGCAAUUGUCACGACAGCUCUACAGACCUUUCUCCACGACGCCGUCGAUAUCAGCAGAGGUGACCACCGAGCCUCCAGCGACCACCCCAUCGCCAGCCGACCUCGACCCCGACACCGUCCUCCCCGAGUUCGAGAAUGCCCUCAUGAAGGCGGGUCAGAUGCCUAUCGGCUCCCGCCGUCGCCGCAUGGCCAUCCGCGACUACCCUGACGGCGUGCCCUUUGAGCAGCUGCCGUACCAGGCGUUUCAGGAGGCGCGCAAGAUUCUUGCCGCAGACCGCGAACAGAAACUGGCCGCCAUCCGCGCCGAGCUGGCCAAGAUUGCGCUACUCGAGUCGAGGGACGCCAAGGACUUCAAGGGCGGUCAGGCGAUGAAGGACACCCGCAUAGCGAGUCUCAAGCGCUACGUUGAGGUGCUCAAGAUCCAGGCCGACGUCAACGAUCCCGUGGUCAAGAAGCGGUUCGAGGACGGCCUGGGCGACAUGAACAAGCCCAUCUACCGGUACUACGCCGAGCGUCGCUGGAGGAGCUAUCAGCACAAGCUCAUCACCCAGCGCAUCGAGCAGUUCAACAUUGUCCCCGACAUCCUCCCCAAGCUCGAGCCCACCGCCGACGUCCAGCUGUACUUUUGGCAGCAGAAGACGCAGCCUGGCGCCAUUAUUGACUCGCUGGUCAGCGAGCCGCCGCCGCGCCUGAACGUCCAGGUCUUCGACAAGGGCGAGCGUCUGGUUACCAUUGUCGUCCUCGACGCCGACGUGCCCAACGUGGAGGCCGAUGGCUACACUAAAAAGUGUCACUUUGUCGCGGCCAACAUCCCCCUGAGCCCGACACAGCCGUCCAUCCCCCUCGGCAAGAUCAAGGAUGAGAACCAGCUCGCCGUCCCUUGGCUGCCCCCUACUUCCCAAAAGGGCUCGCCGUACCACCGCAUCGCCAUCUUCGUCCUCGAGCAGGACGGUCCGCUGGACGCAAAGGCCCUCAAGGAGCAGUACGCCAAUCGUCUCGGCAAGGACAAGACCAGCUUUUCCCUCAAGUCCAUCCGUGACAAGUACAACCUGAAGCCCUUUGGCUUCAGCAUCUUCCGCUCCGUCUGGGACGACAACACCGCGGCCGUCAUGGGCCGCCACGGCAUCGAGGGCGCCGACAUUGAAUUCAGGCCCACGAGGGUGCACAGCAUGAAGCAGCCUGUAAAGGCCAGGGGCUGGGAGGCCAAGAGACAGGGUCCCAAGUACCGCCACCUUUGGAAGUACACCAAGAGGAUCAAGGGCGUCUCCAACGGGCGGAAAUGGCUCAAGGCUGGCAAGAGGUAG